Messenger RNA from Torulaspora globosa, 1599 nucleotides. RefSeq lists its product as uncharacterized. Gene Ontology annotation, molecular function: ATP binding; ATP hydrolysis activity. Bases 1 to 1599 code for a protein of 532 amino acids. Lineage: Eukaryota; Fungi; Ascomycota; Saccharomycetes; Saccharomycetales; Saccharomycetaceae. The record is from RefSeq and is a predicted model, not a curated record. Gene Ontology annotation, cellular component: mitochondrion. The transcript has a single exon.
AUGCUGGCUGACGGUCUUGUGGUCCGCAUUUCCGAUGCCUUGUUCAAGUCGUCGCUGGCUAAGAAUGCCAAGCCGGUAUUUCCUCAGAAAAUAGCGAAGUUCGAGAUCAAAUUCGGUGAGAAAUGGGCCAUAUGGGGUGGAGGCAAGGGCCAAUUUCUCGAUGUGCUUGCUAACAAAUAUUUAUGCGAUCCACCCCUGUCGCUACAAUACGGCAGAACACAGGGCUCUGCGCCGCAUGUGGAAUUGAUGGCAUUCAAAGGCGUCAUCCCAACUGCACACUUGAGCGCUAGAUAUGAGCAUUUCAAGGACGAGUUCGAUCAGACUUGCAAAAAAUUCAUACUUGAUAAUGCAAUUGGGUCAAACGCUGUAUCAUAUGACGUUAGCACUACGGAUCGGAAGGUGGACAUGGCACUGUAUGAUAAAUUGGUGGAUGAAUUGAAAUUGACCGAUCUACAGGAUAGAUGGGCGAUGGGCUUGAGCAACGGACAGAUGAGAAGAGCAAGGCUGGCCUACAGUUUGCUUAAGGAGCCGGAUAUGCUGUUAAUCGACGAUCCCUUCUUGGGCCUCGACUCUACGGCAGCGUCUAUCAUCUCGAAAUUCUUGGCAAAUUACCAGAGCAAGCGCCGCUGUUCAGUGACCAUCGGGUUGAGGAUCCAGGACGCUAUUCCACAAUGGUGCACUCACGUCUGCUGUGUCGAUGAACGGGAAGGGAUUGUGUUUCAAGGCCCGACUCAUGAACUCCAAGAUCAAAUCAACAGCAUGAGGAAAAGAUACGAGCUAGAAGCGCGAAAGCACAACAGCUCUUCGCGAUACCAGGUGGAGGAUCUGGUUGCAUCUCACCCGAUGUUUAGGAAACCGCAGCACGAAGUGCUCAAGAUGCCAAGCACAAUCGAACUCAGGGGGCUAGAGGUUAAGUACAAGGGAGUUCCAGUCUUACAGGAUUUGCACUGGGACGUAAAGCCAGGUUCCAAAUGGCACAUACGAGGUGACAACGGCUCAGGAAAAUCGACACUACUGUCCCUGAUAACCGCGGAACACCCUCAAUCCUGGAACUCCAAGGUAAUCGAGCAGGGCCAGCCCAGAAAAACUGGCAGCUCGAACUAUUUUGAUAUAAACAGACGCAUCGGCAUGUCUUCGCCAGAGAUACACGCCAUCGUGCUGAAGAACGCCGCAAGAGAUCUCGACAUCAGGGAGAUGAUUUCCACAGGGUUCCACGAUGCCUCCUCCAAUAACUUCAAGCCUAUGUGGACCCGGCUCAGCGAUGACAAGAAACUGCUGGUCGAGAUGUACAUCAAGCAUUUCAACCUCCAAGAGCUAGCCCAAACAGAGCGUUUUAGCCAACUGAACGUCAGCAACCAGAAACUCGUGCUCUUCAUCAGGAGCUUGAUCAAGAUGCCGCAAGUGCUAAUUCUUGACGAGGCUUUCUCAGGCAUGGAACGUGGCGCAAUGAUGCGUUCUCAUGAGGUGCUCGAGGCUUGGCCAGGAACCGUGCUUGUAGUAUCGCAUGUCGAAGAGGAGACACCAAAAUGCGACCACUACCUGAGACUGUUGGCUCCCGGAAACUACAAGGUGGGCCAAAUAAGCCAUGAUGAGACCUAA